This is a messenger RNA of Trichobilharzia regenti, 6602 nucleotides long. NCBI's taxonomy places the organism in Eukaryota, Metazoa, Platyhelminthes, Trematoda, Strigeidida, Schistosomatidae. The record is from the annotation of a GenBank genome assembly.
AUAAACUUCAGUUGAAAGUUAUAUCUAAUUAUUUCAAAUAUUUGUACUGUGAAUACGCGCAUGUAAAAUACUCAUCUACAUUGCUAUGAUUCUUUUACAAAGAAGUAACUGAAAAACUUUUAAUAAGUUUCGGGGAUGUUUUAAAUGGGACAGCUAUGGUGGAUUACUGGGGAUCUCAUAGCGGUUCAUGAAGUGACAAGUUAUGGCUCAGAUAUGCGAUAUAUCUCAGGCUUCUGCUUGGUUGCCCCUUGUUAGAGCCUCAGCAAUCGGAUGGAUACCAAUUUCGCAGCAUCCUCUACCAAAAAAUAUUUGCACUAAAGAUGAUGUCAGUCGGGAAGUUUUUGAAAAGAAAGCUGUUAUUAAUGUAAGCGGUCAAAGAUUCGAAAUACUUACCAGCUGCUUGAACCGUUAUCCUCACACUUUGCUUGGAUCAGAUGAACGUGAUUACUUUUAUGAUGAAAAAACCGGAGAAUACUAUUUUGACAGAGAUCCGGAAAUUUUCAGGCAUAUUCUUACUUAUUACCGCUGCGGACAUCUGCACUAUCCAAAGAAGGAAUGCGUUAUUCAGUAUGAAGAUGAGCUUGCUUACUUUCGGAUAGCGUCAGAAUCUCUAGGUGAUUGUUGUUAUGAGGAUUAUCAUGAUAGCAAGAGAGAAAAUUCCGAACGAUUGUUAGAGGAGCGAACGUCGACCAAAGAAAAUGCUGAGAAACCGAAAGAUUUUCGCAACAGAUUGUGGCAAGCCUUUGAAAAUCCUGAGUUUUCUACUACUGCCAUAGUAAUUUAUUAUGUGACUGGAUUUUUCAUAGCUGUUUCGGUUUUCGCAAACAUAACAGAAACUAUACCAUGUGGUCUUGAGCCUGGAUUAAGCAAACAGCGGGCUUGUGGAGAUAGAUAUAUCGAUGCUUUUUCAUGCCUUGAUACAGCAUGUGUAAUUAUAUUUACUAUUGAGUACUGUGCAAGAAUGUAUGCUGCACCCAACAGAUGGAAGUUUUUUAUUUCAGUGAUGAGCAUUAUUGAUGUCGUUGCUAUAUUACCAUUUUACAUAGGCUUACUAAUGCCAGAUAACAAAAGUGUUUCUGGUGUAUUCACAACAUUACGAGUAUUUCGUGUAUUCAGAGUGUUCAAAUUUUCACGUCAUAGUGUUGGAUUACGCAUACUUGGUUACACCUUGAAAUCUUGUGCAUCUGAAUUGGGUUUUCUUCUAUUUAGUCUAACUAUGGUCAUAAUUAUUUUUGCUACUGUUAUGUAUUAUGCUGAGAAAUCUGUUGAAGGCACUACUUUUUCUAGUAUCCCAUCAUCAUUUUGGUACACUAUUGUCACCAUGACUACACUUGGAUACGGUGAUAUGGUUCCAGAAACGAUAGUUGGAAAAAUUGUUGGCGGUAUGUGUUCACUUUCUGGAGUACUUGUGAUUGCCUUACCAGUUCCUGUCAUUGUAUCAAACUUCUCUCGUAUUUACAAUCAAAGCCAACGAUCUGAUAAGAGACAAGCACAGAAACGCGCUAGACAAGCCAGGAUAAGAUUAGCUCAACUAAUGGCAACUGUUAACGCCUGUGCAGAAAAAUCUGACGGUCCAGAAACACCAAGUGAUGAAGGAGAGGAUGAUGGUGAUAAAAAGAGGAAAAAAUGUCAUUAUUUUGAUGAAAAGUCAAAUGUACAAUAUUCAUCCACCUCACCAUUGCCUGCAUUUACUACCAAUCUCUCAACAAAUGAAGAUCAAAUUCAUCAGGAAUUGAAAAACUCUACAGAUGGUGAUUUCAAAUUCGAUGAAAAACCUCAAUUGACUCGAAGUCAUUCGGUAAGUAUACCAAGAAAAGAAACUGAAGAUAUUGCUAAAGCGUCGUCUGUUCGUGAAGAUAAUUCAAACGUGCAAUAUUCAAAGAAACUUCCAACAUCUAAUCAUUUAUUGAGUGGAUUACUAAAGCAUACAUCACCUGGUUCAGAUCGUACACUAGUUUCGAAAAGCAAAGCUCAAAGUCUGAGUCAUACAUCAGGCGAAAGUGAUUGUCAGACAUCAGAAAAUAUAAACAGUAAUGUCUCAAAUUCCUCUGUAAAAAGAUCAAGUAAAAAGUGUAACCCAGUAGGUCGUACACGAUCUCUGCAUAAUGGAGAACAUAGUUGGAGUAAAAAGUAUCGACAUUGUAAUAUAACUGAUAAAAAUAAGAAAACACCUUUCCUGCCUAUUUAUAUUCAUCCUGCUAGUCAAAGUAGUCUGGCUAAUUCAAGCUCAGAUAACAAAAAAUCCUCUGAUAAUGAUCAUCACCAGCAUCAACAGCAUCAACAUCAUAAACGCACAGGAAGUAAAGGGAAGAGUAGAAAAGAAAAUGCAUCAUUACAAAAAAGUCAGCAUAAAAGUAAACUUACAUUUGAAGAUCUCAUAUUAUUGCAACAGAAACACUUGAUAGAUUGUUUGCAUGUGGUUACGGCUAGAGCUUCAGUAAAUAAUGAAACAAGAGAAUCAAACAGUAAUCUACUUGUUAACAAUCCCCUGUUAAGUGCCUUGCAGCAUGGAAAUACAAAUACAAAGCAUCCUCGACGUCUGACAAAUGAAUCAAUAUCAAAAUUCUCUCGUAUGUUAAAAGUUAGACCAUCGAUAACAAAAAGUCUCUGUGAAAAUGGUAGGUCUUCCAGCAAUGUUAGUGUUUUUGACAAUAUUGAAAAUACUGGCGUGAAAGAUGGAAGUAGUGAGUGCAAAUCAUCAGGUACAAAUAAGCUGUGUGACCAACACCCGUCUAAUCAUCCUAAUGAAUCCAACUCAUUGAAUCGUUUAUCUGUCUUCCGAUUACCCUAUUCACGGGGUCAAAACUCAUUAGAUAAUCAUCAUUCAACUGUGAAUUUAACUGCUUUCUCUAAACUGAAACCUAAUUUUCGCAAAUUUAAACAUGGACAUUCUCACCGUGAUUUUUAUAAUAAAAUGGAGUAUUUAACAACUGAUGAACAUAAUGAUAGAGAAGAUGAAAAUAUGGAACUUUCUAAUUCUUCUGAAAUGUCAAAUACAAAUCGAGACCGUGAUUUAAAUAAAGAUGAGUUGAUUCGUCAUUCAAACAGUGAAAAGAGACCAUUAUUAGUGAAGUCUAAACUUUCUUUAAAUGAUGAAUAUGAUUUUAUUGAUGGACAAAAGAGCAGACUGCUUCAUUCCAAUAACUUGGAUUUAACCUACAGUCCUACAUGGCCACCUCUUGGCUUAUCAUCAAAUAAAAAGUUCAAAGGUAUGAAUAAAUCAUACGGUCUUUAUUCAGAAAUGUUUGAUUAUAAUAAUAAAAAUACUUCUAAAUCAGAUUAUUCUCAACCUGUAGAUAAUAGUAAUAAUAAUAAUAAUAAUAAUAAUAAUAAUAAUAAUGAAAGUAACAUUAACACUACACCUACUAACAAGGAUAAUAAUCUUGAACCUGUGAUAAAUUCUGCUGGAGAUUGUAAUACAGGAAUGAAAUUCUCAUCGCUUUCAUCUUUCAUUCAAACUAAUCCGAUAUAUUCUUCACUAGAUGAAGAAAAUCUGACUGAGUUCGCCAGUGCUCAAUCACAUAUUUCAAGCAAAUCAACAUCACAAAGAAACAGUAUAGUUAAUAAUGAUAAAUUGUCGACCUUUCAUCAUAUCAAGGAUUCUACUGCUGGACAUCACGAAGGUGAAGAGCAGUUAUAUCUUCCAAAUAUGAGUUCAUCUAAAUAUCGUUUCAAGUAUUCAAAAUUAAAACCAAGAUUUUCAUAUUCAUUUCCAUAUGAACUAUAUCGUAAUACAUCGUCGGAUUUAACGAAGAAAUUUGACGGCGAUAAACCUCCUGGAAUAUCAUCUUCAUCGAAACUCAUAAAAUCAAAUACUGAAGAUUUAGGUGAUGUACAUUCAAGUUUACUUAGUGUAACAACUUUUGAUCAUUCUUCACAAAAAUUAACUUCUGAACAUCAAGAUAUUUAAUUAAACAAAAGGAUGGUAUUGCAAUGGAAUCUUUUUUGGGUCCACUACUAUCAGAUUGCUCCGUGGCAAAUCUCGAGAGAGGUUCACUGAAGCCGAGCAUUGACAUUUUGUGACUGUAUAAAAGAUAUGUGGACGAGAGUUUCAUUAUUUGUGACAAAAACAACGACCCCAAUCUACUGCUGAAGACAUUUAACUGUUGCGAUCCAGCAAUAAAAUUCACUCUUGAAAUAGAAGACGAGUCGAAAAUUCCGUUUCUUGAUGUGGAACUAACAAGAAGAACUGAUGAGAGCCAAAGAAGUUCAAUCCAUAGAAAACUCACGUGGAAUGAUCAACUAACAAGCAUCUAUAGCUGGGUAUCGGUUCAACAAAAGCUGAAUUUAAUUAAGUCACUUGCCACCCGCGUCCGACGCAUCUGUAGUCCAUAAGUUCUGGAAACAGAAUUAGAUAUUCUAAGAGAAAUCAUCUAAAACGGAUACCCAAUAAGAUUCAUGAAACCAAUAGUUCUGAGAAACGAAACUUUAAUUGCACCUAAAAAGAAACUCUACAUGAACUUGUAUUUCAAGGGAGAUUCAGCAAGCGAUAUUCACAAGAGAAGGAUCACACCAUCUCUGAGAAGAACAUUCUUUGCAGCAACACUAAGAAUAGUGUUCUCCAGUCGCCCACUGAUCUGUAGAAGCCUCAAGGACAAGAUCCCACAUCUGACCACUUCUAUGUUAAUAUAUUAGUUUACCUGCUGUUGUGGAGCCAGGUACAUCGGUCGUUCGACGCGCACCCUGUCCAAGAGAAUUCAAGAACACUAUCCAGCAUGGUUGCAAAAAGGCAGUAUUGGUGCAAUAAAGAGUGUGAUAAUUAAACACCUGGUUAACACUGAUUAUUCCAUCUCAAUAAAAGCCUCCUUCAAAGUAAUCUUCAGAGUCAAGAAUAACCUAUAAUAGGCAAUACGGUUUCGUCUUCUUUGUAUCGCUAAAGCUCUGGCCAUUCACACAGAAAAACCGAAGCUGUGCAUACAAAAGAUUACUCAACCACUUCUACUCUCAUGGUAACAAUGUUUUGAUUUGUUUUGAGUUUUUUUAUUUCUAUUUUUAUCUUGAUCACUUAAUUUUGUUUCUUUACCUGUUCUUUAAUUGCUUGUAUUCACUUAGAUUUCUUACAUAAUUUCGUAUUAUCUACUUUGUUUCUAUGUGCAUCCUGAGUAAAACUCACUCAUCAAACUAUUCAUAACUUACUAUUACAUCACUUCUUUACAACUGUUCGUGACAACUCAUCACCUUUGUUACUACCCUAGUUUCAUUAACACUUAAUUUUCUUGACUUGUAUUACCAGUCUUUACCUGUUCAGUUAAAAUAACCAUAAUCAAUUGUAAUUUUUUUGACAAACUUAAUGUACACAUACAUACAAAAUAACAUAUAUAUUUGCGAUUGUACAGCUAAGAAAAGGAUUUCGCCGAAAAUAGAUUCUUCGCUGAUCUACGUGUUUUGUUUUCAUCAUCGUAUUUCUGAAGGUACGCAGUAGGAUAAAAAGAACUAUAGCGUAGGUCUUUGUUGCAUCGGUGGCACAGCGGUAGAAUGCUCUGCAACCUCGCAGGUGGUUCGGAGUUCAAUCCUCGGUCAACCCACUCCUUUAUCUUGCUAAAUCAGUAAUAGGACUGGUAAAGAUGGAAGGUUGGGUGUGGAGCUAAAAGCCUCACUGCUACUGAAACUCCCAAGCUCUAGCAGCAGGCUCUAUGUUCCAAUGGGAACGUAAAGUAAUAAAAAAUAAAAAACUCUUGUGCAGCUGUAGCGAAAUCUAUAUGUCUUGACUAGAGAAGGUACCUUUGCAUUGAAAAAUACUCUCAACCAUACAGUAAGAUCAUUCCAUCAAUCAUAGAUUGUCGAAAGUUUGCGUCUUAUUCUUAGAUAUUUUAGUAAUAAGAAUAUUUUAAGUUUUCUGCUUUACUUGCUUGCUUUUAUCCUACAUAAACAUUACUCGAGUGAAUUUUCAAAACAAAUUGAAAUCUACGCUUUAUGUACCUGUCAUACUUAGUUAAAUUAAUGAUAGUCAGUUUUCAAUAAUUUAGGAAAACGAAAAUUACAGCCUGCUUCAAAUACAAAAAUUAUAAAUCUUUUAUUUUUCUUCUAUGUUUCUAUACUAUCUGUCCUCCGACAGGUUGACGUUAUUAUUUAUUAAACAAAUCGGAAAGUUUUAAUUUCACUUCCAUGCCGUUGGUUACAACGUUUAUUUCACUCAAUGAACUGAAGAAAUCUAGGUUACUAUCAGUAAAUUUAAUCGAAUUUUUAAAUAAAAUAGUGAUAGUAUUAUUGUAAAUUCUGCAUAAUGAUGAUAUAUCAUUUGAUUCAUAUGAGAAGAACGAAUAGUCUGGCUUAUUAAAUAUUGAUGCUGUAGUCAUAUGCAUUUAUAAUUAUGCUACAAAAAUGGUGUAUGUCUUCCGAAUGAUUCAUGAGCUCUAUUUUAUGAUGUGAUAUAAUAUAUGGAUAUAACUAGGUGAAUUUAGAUAUAUUUUGCUAGAUUAUCUAUUGGAGAAUAUCUGUCAGAAUAGUUAUGAAGUUUUCAAGUAUUGGUUUUGUAGUGAUUUUGUUUGACUGGUUAAAGGAUUGCAUCAGGAGGUGACAUCAAUUAGAUGAAAUCUUCCAGCCAAUCAAACACAAUCCCUAAAAACCGAAUGCUUGAAAAUUAAUCUGAUGCUCACUAGCGA